UUGCGACCCUGAAGCGGCUAGCCGUGCUGUCAUGUGGCGGGGUGUCCCGGGCUGCCUACGGGAUAUUGUGCAGUGGCAGGUGGCGCUCUGUUCCCACAGCUUUGUCCGGACUUGGGGUAGCUGUGGGAAGGCGAUGACUGAGGCACUGUCUGCGCAAGCCGAGGCAGCGGGCGGGCUGAAGGCUUUGGUUCAGCCAAAUGGAGAUGCUGGUAGCAACACGAGCGGAGAGCCGCUCCUGGAGCGCCUGGAGCCGGCGGCGGUAGGGAAGCAGGUCCCGGAGAGCGGGGACCAGGCCCAGGGUGGCGAAGGGCAGCUCCCGAGCAACGGAGAGCCGGCCCCAGCUCCAGUCGCCGACUCAGGCAAGAGGAAAAAGCGGAGGGGCGCCACUGGGGAACGGGUCGUGCCGCCUCCGAAGAAACGGCGCACCGGGGUGAGCUUUAGCGAUGAGCACUUCGCAGAGACUACCUACUACUUCGAGGGCGGCCUGCGCAAGGUGCGGCCCUAUUACUUUGACUUCCAAACCUACUGUAAAGGUCGCUGGGUGGGCCGCAGCUUGUUGCACGUCUUCAGCACCGAGUUCCGAUCCCAGCCACUGUCUUACUACGAGGCCGCUGUCAGGGCAGGACGCCUGCAUCUCAACGAGGAACCAGUCCAGGACCUCAGCAUCGUGCUCAAGGACAAUGAUUUCUUGCGGAACACAGUGCACAGACAUGAGCCACCAGUCACAGCAGAGCCUAUCCGCCUGCUAGCUGAGAACAACGAUGUGGUUGUUAUAGACAAGCCGUCCUCCAUUCCUGUGCACCCCUGUGGCCGCUUCCGACACAACACGGUCAUCUUCAUCCUAGGCAAGGAGCACCAACUGAAAGAGCUACACCCACUGCAUCGGCUGGACCGCCUCACCUCAGGAGUGCUCAUGUUUGCGAAGACAGCUGCAGUCUCGGAGAAGAUCCAUGAGCAGGUUCGGGAUCGGCAGCUGGAGAAGGAGUAUGUAUGCCGGGUUGCAGGGGAGUUCCCUGACAAGGAGGUAAUUUGUAAGGAACCCAUCUUAGUGGUGUCUUACAAGGUAGGAGUGUGCCGUGUGGAUCCCCAGGGCAAGCCUUGUGAGACUGUGUUCCAGAGGCUGAGCUACAAUGGCCGCUCCAGUGUGGUACAGUGUCGACCACUUACAGGUCGCACUCACCAGAUCCGAGUCCACCUCCAAUUCCUGGGCCACCCCAUUCUCAAUGACCCCAUCUACAAUUCAACUGCCUGGGGUCCUUCUCGAGGCCAGGGUGGCCACAUUCCAAAGACAGACGAGGAACUGCUCCGAGACCUGGUUGCAGAACAUCAGGCCAAAGAAAGCCUGAGUAUGCUAGAUCUCUGUGAGGGUGACCUGACCCCAGGGCUCAUAGACUCGACAGCUCCCUCUUCAGAGUUGGCUAAAGACAGCCUGGAAGGGUCAGCAGCCCAGAAGAUAGAUGGGAUAGCUGAGGCAGCCCCUCAGCAUCUGGACACACCAGAGAAGGCAGCUAAAGCAGAUGUGACUCAGGAAACAGACCCGCUCUGUGCCGAGUGCCGAGUGUUGCGACAGGAUCCCUUGCCCCAGGAUCUUGUAAUGUUCCUGCAUGCCCUCCGCUAUAAAGGGCCAGACUUUGAGUACGUCUCACCCAUCCCAGCCUGGGCACAGGAUGACUGGCAAGAAGACUGAGGAGUGUGACCAUUGGAAGAAUGGCUUCUUGGAUUAGAACAAGGAUGGGCCUUGAGACAGGGACUGCUCCCAUUGGUUGAUACUCAGGUUUGGAGAAGAGCAAGGUUUCACAGUAAGGAACCUGCUUGUACCUGCUGCUACCUCCUUCCUUCUGGCUUGUUGGGGCUUUCAGAUCUGUACAUAUAUCAUUUUUUUCUAA
Molecule: messenger RNA, 1886 nt
Organism: Mus caroli (Ryukyu mouse)
Lineage: Eukaryota; Metazoa; Chordata; Mammalia; Rodentia; Muridae
Gene: Rpusd2
Product: RNA pseudouridine synthase domain containing 2
Biological process (GO): enzyme-directed rRNA pseudouridine synthesis
Molecular function (GO): pseudouridine synthase activity; RNA binding
Source: RefSeq, a predicted model, not a curated record